AAUGACAAGGUUUUGUUAGCGAGUUGGCAAUAUCUCUACGAGCUAUUUAUUGAUCAUAUAAACUCGAUAGAAUAUAAUAAUGACAUCAAAUACUUUGAUCCUAUUAAAAGUAGCGUAAUAUGCGUAGAUAUUCUGGACCCUCAAUUAAAGAAAAAAUUGUCAAAAAAUGACUUGGAUGAUUUAUCAAAAAAAUUAUCCAUUUCAAUCAAUGAUUCUAAUGCUUUACAUGUAAAGAGCUAUGUAGAUGAUAUUCUAAAUUGGUAUACUGGUUUAAAUACUGCACCGUUAUGCAAUAAUUCAAAAAAGCCAGAAAUUUCUUCAAGUUGUAGUCAUGAAGAAAAAAUACAAUACAAGAUUAGUAAACAACAAUACACAUCUGAUACAAUUUAUAGUUUUAUAUUCAGAUCAAUAAGGCAUAUUAAUGAUAACCUUUAUACAUUAUUCAGUGAGAUAACAUCUACUGGAUUCACUCAAAGAAAAUGCCUUUAUAAAUUACUUGGAUUAAAUAAGAAGAAAAGUGCAAUAGGUCGCCGUUGUGAUUUAAUUUUAUGUGAUCAAUAUGAUUAUGUACAUUUGGUUGGUGAAAAGACAAUGGAAACAUCUGUUCUUGAUCAUAUGAUGCAACAAAUUUAUCGUUCAAGACUUCUAAACCGGGCUGAGAUCCCUUUGAACAAAAAGAUUACGGAUAAAAUUGCUAUUGCUGAAAAUGCAAAUAAAAUGGACAAGUUGAUAAACAAGCUUUCAAAAAAGAAGCAAGAAUGGAAGGCCAAUAAUAUUAAUACUGACUUUGACUCUUUGACAAUAACAAUUACUUUAUCAACUCUAUUAUCUUCACCAUCAAGUGAUGACACACCCGAUUCUACAAAAGCAUCAAUACAUGUUUUUGCUACCAACACCAUUCUUCAUAUACCAGAACGUUUGCCAAUAAGUGCUGAUGAUGAUGAUUCAAUCCCUGAUAUUAAAAUUUGA
Messenger RNA from Racocetra persica, 969 nucleotides. Lineage: Eukaryota; Fungi; Glomeromycota; Glomeromycetes; Diversisporales; Gigasporaceae. The record is from the annotation of a GenBank genome assembly.